UAGGCCGAUUUCAGGGUUUUUACGAAGUCUUUUGGUGACAGUUCAAUUCUUCCCUUCUCAAAGCUAAGUUUAGAAGGCGAAAAUGUUUUCCAUGAUGAAGAUUUUGUCUCUUACGUUAGCUAUUUGUUGACAUCUGUUGGUGUAAAUUAGGUUUACCGAAGCCAUAGUUGACGUUUCACCAGGUGUUUACCCAAACAACAGCUAACGUUACAGGUGUUCCAACCCAUAGUGUAAAUAUGGCCUUCGCUGCUCCCAUCUUCAACGUGUCGUUUGGGGUGAACCAGACGUUCCUGACGAAGGCUCUGGAGGAGGGUCAGUACGAGCAUGCCAAGAAACUCAUCAUCGAGAACCAGACCGCAUCGUACCUGGACGAGGGCUUCUACCAACGCACACCCCUCUUCAUUGUGCUGAGUGGUUUCAACCAGUUCAACGGCAUGGCCAUUCCCAGGAACUUGGAGCUGGCGCGGCUGCUCAUAGUGCAAGGUGCCAACCCCUCACAUCGGGUGCCAAAUACCUUAGGUUCAGAGUUCUUGGGUCCAGGAGAGGCGCCGUUACAACUAGCAGUCGACUACUUCAACGAUCUAUCGGAGGUUCCGUAUCCCCGGGCAAAGGUUCUUUCAGCGACAGACGUGAUUGGUCUGAACGGAGAGGUUGGCAUGACAACAGAGGAGUGUCUGGAACAGCUGGUGACGCUAACCUGGCUGCUGCUAGGCCGUGGAGCAGACCCCAAUGUCAGAGACAGCCAAAACAAGACUCCGCUCCACAAGACCAUGGUGUCCUCGGUCGACCUCCGCAUGGCCCAGUGUCUCCUCGACAACGGGUCUGACAUAAACGCGGUGGACGGUUUCGGAGACACGCCGCUGAUCUCUGCGUGCACCGCCUUCCCGUUCGGACUGGACGAUAUGUGCGAUGACAACCCGUUGGCGGGCGUCGCCUGGAUACAGCAGGGUGUGACCAGGAGGAGUCAUGUGACCUUUCUUCUCAACCAACCAGGACUACAGGUGGACAUCCAGAACCGGCAGGACCACACGGCGCUGUUUGAGUGCAUGUCGCAGGGCGACACGACGACUGCACUGCAGCUGUUACAGCACGGAGCCAGCCCCAGCCUCGAGGGCAGGGUCAACGACCCCAGCACAGGGAUGCCUGUCUAUGUCAGCCCCCUCCUGGCCAGCCUGAUGUCCCCCCGUCUGGUGAACUGUGACUGGCAGGACAGGAGUUACCAGUUCCUCGCACAUCUCGUGGACCAGGGCUACUUCAGCACCCCGGAGAUCGCCAAUGAGCUGAUCCAGUGGCUUGGGGAAGAGUCCAUGCCAUCCUCGGACCUGACCCACCUCCAGAGCCUGGGUUCCAGGUUAGUGCACGCCGUCUUUGGCGGCACCACCAACAAACUGUCCCAGCUCUGCGCCCGGCAGAUCUUCCAAGCAGCCUUCCUCAGCCACCUCUCCUUGGACGCUUGUAGAGACGUCUUCCAAGGGACGACCGUUUUCCAUGACAAGACUUCUCAGGACUUCUGCGAAGGCUUGACGAGGAUAUCCACCGACCAGCUGCUGAAGCUGAUCAGUGACUUGCACCUUCCUCGGGACUCGCUGCAGUGUUUUGAGGUGGAGCUGUUUAAGCACAGAUUGUGUGCGAGGUUCCUGAUGUACGAGUGGUGGGAGGGACGGAGGUGUGUGUCGGAUGAUGAGGAUGAAGGAGACUCAGACCUAGAGUACUGGUAAAGUUGGGGGCAGAAAAGCUAGCCUGAAU
Molecule: messenger RNA, 1746 nt
Organism: Branchiostoma belcheri (Belcher's lancelet)
Lineage: Eukaryota; Metazoa; Chordata; Leptocardii; Amphioxiformes; Branchiostomatidae
Exons: 7
Coding region: 237-1718 (493 amino acids)
Cellular component (GO): cytoplasm; nucleus
Molecular function (GO): protein binding
Source: RefSeq, a predicted model, not a curated record